Molecule: messenger RNA, 1838 nt
Organism: Cuscuta epithymum
Lineage: Eukaryota; Viridiplantae; Streptophyta; Magnoliopsida; Solanales; Convolvulaceae
Source: the annotation of a GenBank genome assembly
CUUAGCCAUACCCCUGCCCCACCCUAACCCUACUUGUCCCCAUACCUCUAACCCCCCUACCCUCUAUGCGUACCCUACCUAACCCAACCCUUACCCCUGUAAGCAACAAACAAGUAAGCAAACAUAGUAAAGAUCUGCUUGCUUGCUUAAUGUAAUCACAACCGGCUGGAACACAAACAUAGUAAGCUAAAUGAGGUGUUACCGUGCUGGGAGAUCGACAAUGAUUGAAACACAACAUUGUGCAGCGUGAUGGGGUCAAAGACGCACAACGCAGCAGUCUCUUUCUGAUGAUCAAUGGAGUGUGCUGGAAAGGGGGGCCGAACACCAUGCUCAGGCCAUGCCACUAGACACUGUGGGCGCUGCCGAGCCGUUGCAUACUGCUCAAUCUCUCACCAGGUUUCACAUCGGAGUGCUCAUAAGAAAGAGUGCAAAAGGCUAGAACAACAAAUGAAUGGCGCCAAUGUUCUUAAUGAUUUCCCUUUCACCUUUACUGUAGAAGCUACAACUAAGGUGUGUGAUCACAGUCUAUCGAGGUGUUCAUUCUUAGUAACUCAGGGAGUUCAUCACGUGGGAAUGUGGACAUGGGAGUGUGCGUGUGGUCCGCCAGUUGAUUCGUUAGAUGUAUCAAGGCAUAGUGAUGGAUGGAAUCUUUCGAGCAUGCUAUGCCCUUGUAAAGGGCCAUCCUCACCAAUGAUAAAGUGUAUUAGUAAUUGGAAGGAAUACUACGAAUGGAGGUGCAUCCCACUAAAUUCUCCUGUUGCAUUACUUCUUCACUGGCCACUAACAGUGUAUUGGGCCAUUGAACUUGCAAAGAUGAGAAGCCUGGUUUCUGAAAUUGUUAGCGAGAUUCACAUACAUUAUUUAGGUCCAGAAAAAGAACUUUGUCAGCUUGCUGUCUUUGGUGAACUGCGUGUGUUUUUCCCUGGAAUGAGGAUGCAUAUAUAUUUUGUUGGAAAUUCAGUUCCACAAGACAGGGAUGGAGAGAAAAUUGAUCUUUACAGUUACUGUCAAUGUGCUGAGACGGACUGUGAAUGCAAAUAUUUAAAUACCAGUUGUGACUCCUACACACCCACCGAUAAUUCUUAUCCAGUCACAUUACAUCUGUAUUCCGGUUACUAUCACGAUCGUUACAGAGAUCUAUCAAAGGAUUCUUUUCCAAACUUAAUUAUUGCCCCAAAUGCCGGCAUUGCUGCUUACAGGAGCUGGUUACCUACGAUUGAGCUGAUAAAAGAGAUGAGAGUUCCUGCAAUUUUCUCUGAUUAUUGUGAAGAAGCUUGUGUCCUAGCGACAAGUUGUAUAAACUCAAUAAGUGGCUCCCGUCCAAGUAUUCCUAUUCAGUUAAAUCCCUUCAGACAACCUCUUGCAGUUGAAGACAGUGCUCUGUUCCUCCCUUGCUACUCCAAUUGUUUUCUUUUUGGCAUUUGAAUUGAAUGAACACUUCUUGUGUUUUGGGACCGUGUUUCUUUCCCGCGCAUGGAUUUGUAGUUUGUUGCCACGAGAUCUAUAUCCGGCGCAAAGCUUGCCUGCUAUUACGUAGUAGUACCUCCGCCCUAGGGACAUGAGGGACGUGGUUAUUAAGAAAAGUAAGUUUAUGUGGUUGAUAUUGAAUAGAUAAAGUAAAAAAGAUUUAGAGCCACACAAACUUUGUCAAAUUUGGUCUGAGAUAAUCUUAGUUGGAUUUCUUGAAAAGGAAAAAUAGGUCAAUCUUAGCGGGAGGGAGUAUAUAUUUUCAUGGAAUUGCAAACGUCAAUUCAUUUAUAGAUACUAAUUAUCGAUUCUCUAAGAGAGCUCUUUGCUCUUUUGGUAAGGAUAUUUUCAAAUGGACUCAAAUUAACUGG